AUGUCCACAGAAGCUUACCACACAGCACCGGUGAUGCCGCCCGGCCAUCCUCUCUCCGUCAACCAGCCCUCAGGCAGGCCAACAAAAAAUCCUGAAAAUGCCUCAGUGCAACAGGAACCAAACACCAGCAUUGCAUUCAGCAGCUCAGCGCAUCCCGAUGAUGACUGGACCAAGGUGUCCGAUCUGGCUGAGCGCCGCCGAAUACAGAACAGGGUCGCUCAGCGCAACUACCGCGAAAAGCUCAAAGAAAGCCGGGUGGGCUUCGAGGGACAUUCCGACGUUUUUAAGCCCGAAGACCGUCUGAUCGACGAGAUGUUGCUCCAGUUGACGGAGAAACGUGGCUGGCAUAAGCUGCCGGAACAGGCCCAGCGCCAGAUGCUCGCAUAUCCCUCAGACAAGAAAUGGACAUUGGUUUACCAAGACAGGCUUACAGAGAAGGUCACGAAUGACAGUCUCGACACCGCGGGACUGGGAAGCUUCGAGACGACGGCAGGAAAAUCAACCAUGGAGACCAAGCCAAAUAAGGCAAAGGAGGCGGAGCAGAGAACUGACGAAGCAGAGUCUGAGGUCGAUCUCACUUUGAUAUCGACCGCGAGUUCACUGGCUUCUCAUGUUAUGGAUCGUGGGACUCAGACUACUGAUUCUGAACCCGCCCCAUCCGCGUCCUCGGCACCUUCACAUCACAGCAACAGCCACGCAAUGGUAGCCUCAUUUGUGGAAAUUCUUGUUUGCGACCCAACCAUGGACAGCUUACUCGCUAUUGCCACAUCUGAACUCGGAAUGACUUUAGCAGAAUACUCAAAAGCUAAUCCCAGCAUUUACAACAGGCAGCUGAAGGAAGCAGCAUAG
This is a messenger RNA of Diaporthe citri, 849 nucleotides long. RefSeq lists its product as uncharacterized. Gene Ontology annotation, molecular function: DNA-binding transcription factor activity; small GTPase binding; actin binding. The record is from RefSeq and is a predicted model, not a curated record. The transcript has 3 exons. Bases 1 to 849 code for a protein of 282 amino acids. Gene Ontology annotation, biological process: regulation of DNA-templated transcription; actin cytoskeleton organization. NCBI's taxonomy places the organism in Eukaryota, Fungi, Ascomycota, Sordariomycetes, Diaporthales, Diaporthaceae.